Molecule: messenger RNA, 2009 nt
Organism: Daldinia decipiens
Lineage: Eukaryota; Fungi; Ascomycota; Sordariomycetes; Xylariales; Hypoxylaceae
Product: putative choline transport protein
Exons: 5
Coding region: 174-1808 (544 amino acids)
Biological process (GO): transmembrane transport
Cellular component (GO): membrane
Molecular function (GO): transmembrane transporter activity
Source: RefSeq, a predicted model, not a curated record
UACUCUACUUUGUUACUUACUCUUACUUGUUGCUUUCUAUAAUUAAAGCAAAGACUUGCUAUUCGUUUCUUUAAUCUUUAAUCUUUAACUUUAAUAAUAUCCAACUCGACUGAAGAGGUCUAUACGUUUAGGUACAUUCGAGAGUCUAGGGUAUCGGAGGCAUAAGAGCAAGCAUGGUGGGGAAUACACCUACUCUUGAGGAAAAGAAGCCCGAGUUGGGAGGCUUGGAUGACGAUACGGUUGUCGCUGUCGACCAUGGCGUACAAGUCAAUGCCGCGGGAUAUAAAGAUCAACUGAAGCGUCAAUAUGGUCUUCUUGGAAUUGUCGGCUUUGCCCUUACCGUCGAUAAUGCCUGGGCAGCUUUGGGAUCUUCGAUAUCGGUUUCAAUUCUAAGUGGAGGGCCUCCAGGUCUAAUCUUCGGCCUCAUUGUCGCUUUAUUUUGGUAUUCCUUUAUAGGUAUGAGUCUGGCUGAGCUUGCUUCAUCAGUUCCCACCGCUGGUGGCGUGUAUCAUUGGGCGACCAUCGCGGCCGGGCCAAACUGGGGUCGAACUGUCGGGUUCUUCACAGGCUGGAUCAACUUUUAUGGCUGGAUGUUCGACUUGGCAGCCCUGGUUCAAAUCACGUCCAAUAUCCUCGUUCAGAUGUACGCGGUUUACCAUCAGGACACUUAUGUUCCAGAAUCCUGGCAUGUCUACGUCACGUACAUUGGUGUCCUAUGGGCUUCAACCUUAUUCGUUAUUUUCGCGAAUAGGCUCGUCCCGUAUACCCAGCACUUCGGAAUGUUCUUAGUCUUAGUCGGAGGUAUCAUAACGAUCAUUGUGAUUUCGGCUAUGAACCCAGGUGCCCACGCAUCUAACCAUUUUGUGUGGGGUUCGUUCGAGGAAAACAACCUGACGGGUUGGCAGGGUGGCGUUGCAUUUCUUCUCGGAGUGCUGAACGGCGCAUUCACUAUUGGCACGCCUGAUGCCAUUACCCAUAUAGCAGAAGAACUUCCACACCCAAGGAGAGAUCUUCCAAGAGCCAUGGCACUUCAGAUCGGUUUAGGUUUCCUGUACGCGUUUGUUUUCGCCAUCGCGCUUAGCUACGCCAUUACCGACCUCUCGGCAUUGCAGGGUGGCAUCAAUACCUAUCCCCUUGCUGUCAUAUAUCAGCAAGCAACUGGUAGCUCAGGGGCGACCUUCGGUCUCUUGUUUAUCCUGUUUCUCACUAGCAUGUGCUGCUGUGUUGGGACGGUGCUCACGAACUCGCGCACGUACUGGGCACUGGCUCGAGACAAUGCCGUGCCGUUCUCUGGUAUUUUCGGCACCGUUAACGAAGGGCUUAGCUGUCCUAUAUACGCAACCCUGUUCGUGUCUGCCGUCGCUACUGGUCUUGGCGCAAUCCCCUUAGGAAGCUCGAGCGCCUUCUUGGCUCUAACGGGCUCCUUCAUCGUUUUAACGACAGUGUCAUACGCAAUUCCCUUUACUGCCAACAUGAUUACCGGCCGAAAAUACUUCCCCCCGGGGCCUUUUCACAUGGGUAAAUUUGGAUAUGCAGUGAACAUGAUAGCUGUUUUGCUUAUAACUAUGUUUGUCGUAAUAUUCUGCUUCCCGUAUGAGAUGCCCACAACCGUCGAGGCUAUGAAUUACAAUAGCGUGAUUCUUGUUGGGACACUCUUUCUUUCGUCGAUAUGGUGGAUUGUGCAUGGAACUCGACAUUAUCCGGGACCCAAGGUGAUGAAGUUAUAUAUUCAUAAUGAUUUGGUCCCCGAGAACAAUGGGGGAGCGGUCGAGGAGUACAAUACGUCGAUAAAUAAGAAGGGCAAUUGAAUAACUAAGAAUUCGCAAUAGGGAGCUUAGAAGAUUAAAAUAAGACGAAAGAUCGACAGUUGAAACCGACUCAGUUAUUCUUGACUCGAACCACUUGCUCACUGACACUAUGAGCUUUGAGUUUUUACACCAAGUUAAAUAAUUCCGAAUAUGGGAGUGCGCCUGAGUGAUAUAUCAGCUCUCGGAAGCAGCUACAAUUAU